Ustilaginoidea virens is the source of this 1137-nucleotide messenger RNA. RefSeq lists its product as uncharacterized. Bases 1 to 1137 code for a protein of 378 amino acids. Lineage: Eukaryota; Fungi; Ascomycota; Sordariomycetes; Hypocreales; Clavicipitaceae. The record is from RefSeq and is a predicted model, not a curated record. The transcript has 3 exons.
AUGAUCAAAGCUGAAAUGAACCUCAAGAUGCACUACAUCAUAUGGCUCACCGUGUCGGCGCUACCGUGGACCUUGUGCUCAACCUCUUGCGAGAGACGCAUCGACGAAAGACAACUGAAAUCGGAGCUCUGCACUAGCUUCAAGGGGUAUCUCGAGAGCCUCGGACAGUGUGCCACGUACAUGGUCAGCAUAAUCCAGAAGCAGUGUCGUGACACAUGCGGCUGCUCCUCUGACGAGGACUGCGGGAAAGGUUUUGUAUGCACGGAUCACGUUUGCAAACGCAAGGCCGAAUGCCACGACAAUCGCGAGUGCGAUGGUCGAGUUUGCGAAAGCGGCAAAUGCGUGCCUUGCACUGCGACGGCCAGUUGCGGUCGACCAGACGCCAAAUGCGUCGACGGCCGCUGCGUUGCUGCCACCGAUCCAAGACCUGCCGACUGUACCAAAAGCACCGACUGCGGAGAAGUCCAGGUUUGCAAAGACGGCAAAUGCAGUUCUUGCUCAACCGAUGCAGAAUGUGGAGAUGGUAAGCUCUGCAGUGCUGGCCAAUGCAUACCAAAGCCCCCGACCUGCGGUCAACCUGGCUUCGAAUGGGCACAGUGGCGUGGGCCUCGCUCUUGGGGCAAGGUCAAGUCACCUCCAUUCGCAGAGUUUGAUCCCUCAGCCUUCAAGAUUCAGGCACCCGAGCAUUCUGGGAGAACCAACAGCUUGAUAAUCACGGAUCCUCGGAGACUUUACGGUGAAGCGAUUGCCACCAACUUGGCGGCAGUAAUUCAUCAAGGGUUCCUCCUGGCUCCCGAGACGGGAAACUUCACCUUCAUCUUUGGACAAGCAGACGACAUUGCCCUCGUUUGGUUGGGCAACCUCGCGUACAGUGGCUGGACUCGGGCAAACGCGGACAUUGAAAGGACUUAUAUCCCUCCGCCGGGUGAUGAAACUCGCACCGUCAGGCACCUCGAACAGGGAACGUAUUACCCUGUGCGGGUAGCCUGGGGAGACAAAGGUGGCAACGUAGCCCUGUCUGUGAAGAUUGUCGCACCAAACGGCACAGAGUUGACCGGGCAAGACGGUGGUUACUUUCGAACUGAAGCCUGCGACGGGUCGUAUGGUAAGUUCCCAGCCUACGGCCCGCCUCAGUGA